This is a messenger RNA of Fraxinus pennsylvanica, 678 nucleotides long. Lineage: Eukaryota; Viridiplantae; Streptophyta; Magnoliopsida; Lamiales; Oleaceae. The record is from the annotation of a GenBank genome assembly.
AUGGAAUAUAAUAAUUCAAAAGAAAAAGAAGUAGUUGUUGAUAUCGACUGUGGUGGUGCAAGUGGUGGAGCUGAUACGAGAACUGGUCCCAAUUCGGGAAGAAAACGAAGGAAGAAAUUGUUGAACAAGCUUACUAGUGGAGUUUUGGGCUUAAACGGAUCAACUAAGGAUGAGGCUAGCAGCAAUCCUGGAGGGUUGGUUAAGGAUUUUCAUGAAGCUGUAGAAUUGUUGAUAGACAAGGGCCCUGAUGAUCGACAGAGUCACGAGCUUUUGCCUCUUAUGGAGAAGAAGCAUGAGAAAGAGAGACGGAAAACUGGAAAGUCUAAGGAGGUGGCUGCCAAGCCUCCAAGACCUCCUAAAGGUCCAUCCUUGGAUGCUGCUGAUAUGAAGUUCGUUAGAGAGAUUUCUGAGCAUGCCACUAAGAAGCGUGAGAGAAUUGAACAGAUGAAAGCGUUAAAGAAGAUGAAAGCAGCCAAAAAAUCAUCACCAUCAUCCACCACCACCAUAUCUGCUAUGAUCGUCACAAUCCUCUUUUUCCUAGUGAUAAUCUUUCAAGGACUUAGUUCCAAAAGGAGUUUAACAGAGACAUCGCUGGGGGCUCCCGAGCCAGCAAUAGAGACAGAAAGUUUGAUUUCUAUCGAGUUCUACAAAUCUGGAGAACAGGUCUCUCCAGGAUGA